GCAUCUCGAUGGCGCAUCGAGCGCGACCAUGAGCGAUGAUGCCUGGGCCUGGUGGCGGUCCCUGGGCGCGCCGCGCUACGUCUGCGCGCCCAUGGUCGACCAGAGCGAGCGCGCCUUCCGCGCCGUCGCGCGGCGCCACGGCGUGGGCCUCUGCUAUUCGCCGAUGCUCGUGGCGUCGGCCCUGGGCGACGCGAGCUACCGGGCGGCGUACCUGGACGCGCCGGACGCGCGGGACCGGCCCCUCUUCGUGCAGGUCGGCGGGUCCGGCGAGGCCUUCGUCGCCGCGGCCGCGCGCGUCGCCCGGGCCGGCGGCUGCGACGCCGUCGACGUGAACCUCGGCUGCCCGCAGUCGUGCGCGCGGCGCGGCGGCUACGGCGCGUUCACGGACGAGGACGACGCCGUCGCGCUCGUCGCCGCCGUCGCCGCCGCCGUGAAACCGACGCGCGUGACCUGCAAGAUCCGCGCGGUGCCGGAGCGAGACGCGCCGCUCGUCCCGGACCGCGCGGCGACGGCGCGCUACGCGGCGCGGCUCGCGGCCGCGGGCGCGUCCUGCGUCGCCGUGCACGCGCGCACGCGCGAGGCCAAGGGCCGCGGCGCCGCGGACUGGGCCGUCGUCGCGGCCGUCGUCGCGGCCGUCGACGUGCCCGUGAUCGGCAACGGCGACGUGAGGACGAGACGCGACGCGGACGCCCUCAUCGCGGAGACGGGCUGCGCGGCGGUCAUGAGCGCCGAGGCGCUGCUCGCGGACCCGCGGCUCUUCGGCGACGCCGCCGGCGGCGACGCCGCGGACGCGUGCCGCGAGUACCUCCGGGCCGCGAGACGGGACGACGCGCCGCCGCCCGUGUCCUGGGCGCGCGCGCACGUCGUCGCCGUGCUCCACGCGGCGCUCGCGGCGGACGGUGCCCUCGCGGCGCGCGUCGAGGCCGCGCCGACGCUCGCGGCCCUCGAGGACGCGCUCCCGGGGGCCGCGGGCGCGUGCGCCGCGGCGGCGCGGGGCCCAACGCCGGACGCGCUCGCCGCGGUCCUCGCGCGGGGCCGCGCGGAGCGGCGGCGCUGCAAGGACGCGCGCAUGCGCAGCUCGGCGCGGGUGCCGGCGAAGCGGAAGGCCGACGGGCCGCCGUCGGACCGCCAGUUCCAGCCAACGGCGGCGGCGCCGGCCGUGAGCCUCGGCGAGCAACGGCGGCGGCGGCGGCCGCCGGCGUGGGCCGCCGUCGCGCUCGUGUUGAUGGCGUUUGCGGCGCGCGCCGGCGCCGCGGCCGCCUGGCUCGCCGCGACGCCCGCGCGCGCGGCGGCCGCCGCGUACGGCGCGGCCGCGUUCUCGCGCUUCGCGGCGUCGUGGCCGCUCUACUGCACGAUCCCGCUGACCGCGGGCGUCUUCAACGCGCUGACGAACAAGCUCGCCGUGACGAUGAUGUUCGAGCCCGUGCGCUACCGGGGCCGGCGGCCCUUCGGCUGGCAGGGCAUCGUGCCCAAGGCCGCGCGGCGCAUGGGCGGCGACGUCGCGGACCUGCUCAUGCGGGAGCUCUUGGACGUCGAGGCCAUGGUGUCGCGCGUCGACGCGGACCACCUGGCGGCGCUGCUCGUCGACGCGCCGGAGGUCGUGGAGCUGGGCGUCGCCGCGUGCCGGAAGACGUUCCCGUCCGCGCCCGAGGGCCUCGUGCGCGCGACGCUCACGGCCCCGCGGCUGCGGCGCGUCGCCGCGGCGACGAUCCGGGCCGUGCAGGCGAACGUGACCGAGGCCGUCGACGUGCGGCGGCUCUGCGUCGACCGGCUCUGCGACGACCCGCGCCAGCUCUGCGACCUCUUCCGCCGCUGCGGCAAGCCGGAGCUCGACGCCGUCGUGACCCUGGGCGGCUGGGGCGGUCUGCUGCUGGGCGUCUUCCAGAUGGGCGCCUGGGCGCUCUACCCGCGCGCGUGGACGCUCGCGCUCGGCGGCGCGUUCGUUGGCUUCGCGACGGACUGGGCGGCGCUGAAGAUCCUCUUCUCGCCCGUCGAGCCGCGGAAGAUCGGGCCGCUGACGGUCCAGGGCCUCUUCCUCCGGCGCCAGGCCGAGGUCUCGGCGGACUUUGCGGAUUUCGUCGCCGCGGAGCUCGUCGCGCCGGAGCACCUCUGGCGCGCGCUGCUCACGGGCCCGCGGCGCGCCGCGGUCGUCGACCACGUCGUCGCCGCGCUCCGCGCGGAGCUGCCGGGCCUCGUCGCGUCGGCGGGCGACGUGCCCGCGCAGCUCGCGGAGCUCGCGGACCGGGGCCUCGCGGAGCUCGCCGCGGACCCGGCGCUCACGCGGCCGACGGAGGCGUACCUCGCGCGCGCGCUCGACGUCGAGACCGCCGUGCGGGACGCCAUGGCCGCGCUCCCGCCGGCCAAGUUCGAGCGCGUCCUCCACCCGGUCUUCGAGCAGGACGAGGCCACGCUCAUCGCCGUCGGCAUGACCCUCGGCGGGCUCGUGGGGCUGGCCCAGGUCGCGCCCGGCGUCAAGUAUGUGGCGCGCGCACGGGAAGGCGUGACGGACAUCGACGAGAGCGCCAUGGACGACGACAGCAACAUGCCGCCGACGACGGCGGCGACGCCGCGCCUCAUGAUCGAGAAGAUGGUCCUCGAGAACUUCAAGUCCUACGGCGGGCAGCGCGAGAUCGGCCCCUUCCACAAGCGCUUCAGCUCGAUCGUCGGCCCGAACGGCUCGGGCAAGUCGAACGUCAUCGACGCGAUGCUCUUCGUCUUCGGCAAGCGCGCGAAGAAGCUGCGGCUCAACAAGGUGUCCGAGCUCAUCCACAAGUCGGACACGUACCCGGACCUCGACUGGGCCAAGGUGAGCGUGCACUUCGCGGACGUCAUCGACCUCCAGGACGGCACGGACGCGUACGAGGUCGUGCCCGGCACGGAGGUCGUCGUGUCGCGCACGGCCUACCGCGACAACGGGAGCAAGUACCAGGUCGACGGCAAGACGGCGACGUUCCAGGAGGUGGGCAAGCUCCUGCGCAAGCGCGGCAUCGACCUCGACAACAACCGGUUCCUCAUCCUCCAGGGCGAGGUCGAGCAGAUCGCGAUGAUGAAGCCCAAGGCGCCGUCGCCCCACGAGGAGGGCCUCCUCGAGUACCUCGAGGACAUCAUCGGGUCCAACUCCUACGUCGAGCCCAUCGAGGAGGCGUCGAAGGACGUCGACGCCAAGUGCGAGGUCCGCCUCGAGAAGCUCAACCGGCUCCGCGUCGCGGAGAAGGAGCGCGAGGCCCUGUCGAGCGCCAAGGCCGAGGCCGAGGCCUACGUCGUCGCCGAGGACAAGAUCCGCCGCCAGCGCAACACGCUCUACCAGGUCCUGCGCCGCGAGGCCGCGGCGAACGUCGCGCUCGUGGGCGAGCGCCACGACGAGCUCGCGGGCCGCCUCGCGGAGGAGCGCGCGAAGCGCGCGGCCAUCGAGACGUCCCUGAGCGGCGACAAGGCCGAGGUGGCGGCCCUGACGAAGGAGCACGCCGCCGCGGCCAAGGCCGCGGAGAAGGCCGCGGCGAAGGCGAGCGACGGCGCGCGGCGCGACGCGGAGCUCCGCGAGGCGAAGAAGCACCAGGAGGCGGCCGCGCGCAAGCUCGAGCACGCGGCGAAGAAGGACGCCGCCGUCGCCGAGGAGAAGGAGGGCUUCGUCGCCGAGCAGGAGCGCGACGAGCUGCCGCGCCUCAACAAGAAGGUCGCGACGAUGUCGACGAAGGCCGACGAGGCCGAGGCCGCGCUCGAGGCCGCGCGCGAGGUCUGCAAGGCCGAGACGACGGCGGCGCAGAAGGUCCUCGAGGCGAAGACGCAGGCGGACCUCGCGCCCGUCCAGGAUAAGCUCAGCGAGGCCCUGAGCGCGCUCCGCGAGGUCCAGGACGAGCUCGACCUCACGCUCGACGGGUCGACGGCCGCGGCGAAGGAGCUCGAGGCCGUCGAGGCCAAGCUCGGCAAGCUCGAGGCCCAGGCCGGCGCCAAGGGCGAGGAGCUCGAGAUCCACAGGGCCAAGGUCGAGGCCCUGGAGGGCUCCGCCGCGGACCUCCGGGCCAAGGUCGCCGACGGCGGGGCGCUCCGCGCGGCGGCGGACGCGGCCGCGCGCGACGCGGCCGCGGCCGUCCAGGCCGUCGAGGACGUCAAGGCCGCGCUCGAGCGCGGCAAGCAGACCAAGGGCGCCGGCGCCGUCGGCGAGGUGCUCAAGGCCGCCAAGGGCCCGCUCAAGGCCGCGGGCGUCUGCGGCCGCCUCGGCGACCUCGGCGCCGUCGACGCCGCGUACGACGUCGCCGCGAGCACGGCCGCGGACAUGCUCGACCACGUCGUCGUCGAGACGGCCGCCGGGGGCCAGAAGUGCAUCGAGUUCCUCCGCGAGAAGAAGCUCGGCCGCGCGAACUUCGUCGUCCUCGACCAGGUCAAGGCGCCCAAGCCCGCGGGCGCGACGCCCGACGGCGCGCCGCGGCUCUUCGACCUCGUCACGCCGAGCCACCCCAAGUACGCCGGCGCCUUCUACAUGGCGCUCCGCGACACGCUCGUCGCCGAGGACCUCGACGAGGCCGUCAAGCUCGCGUACCGGCCCGACAACUCGCGGUGGCGCGUCGUCACGACGGACGGCAAGCUCAUCGACACGUCGGGCACCAUGUCCGGCGGCGGCGGCAAGGCCAAGAGCGGCAAGAUCACGCUCACGGGCGGCACGGGCGGCGUGAGCCGCUCCGCGGCCGCGGCGACGGGCGACGAGGUCACGGCCAAGGACGUCGCCGCGGCCGAGAAGGCGUCCGCGGCGGCGGCGAAGAAGGCCGACAAGGCCGCCAAGGCCCUGGCCGACGGCGAGGACGCCCUCAAGGACGCGCUGCGCCAGCUCAAGCGCCUCGCGGAGCUCGUCGUGCCCACGCUCGAGGCCGAGCUCGCGGCCGGCGCCGACACGCGCGCGCGGCUCGCGUCGCGCGUCGGCGAGCUCCGGGCCGCCGCCGAGGUGUCGGCGUCGACGAAGCAGGCCGCCGCCAAGCUCGAGAAGGCCCUGGCGUCGAAGCGCAAGGCCGCCGACGCGGCCCAGGCGGCCUUCGACGCCGUCGACGCCGACGUCGCGGAGCUCCGCGCCGCGGUGCUCGACGCGGGCGGCCAGGCCCUCAAGGACGCCGUCGCCAAGGCGGAGAUCACGCGGGCGCUGGCCGACGACGCGGCCAACGAGGUCGAGGCCAUCGGCGUCGCCGUCAAGGCCGCGGCCAAGGCCGGCGCGAAGGCGGCGAAGGCGCGCGACAAGGCGCUCGCGGACGCCGCGGGCCUCCGCGCCAAGCUCGAGGCCGCGGAGGACGAGGUCGCCGCGCUCGCCGAGGCCCAGGGCGCCCUCGACGCCGCCAAGGACGAGGCCCUCGCCGCCUGCGACGCCGCCGCGGACGCGCUCGCGGAGAAGCGGCGGCGCCUCGAGGCGCUCUCGUCCGACGCGGACGCGAUCAAGGCCGUCGAGGCCGACAUCGAGACCCAGGUCGACGACUACGCGCGGGCCCUCAAGGAGAACUCGACCAAGGCCGCCCACUGGACCAAGGAGCUCGCCAAGCUCGCGAAGGAGCACGCGCGCGAGGUCGCGGACUUCGCGGACGUCUUCGCGGACCUCGCGGCGCGCGCGGCCGAGGACGCCGAGGACGAGGCGGCGGCGGCCGAGGCGGCGGCCGAGGACGCGGCGGCGGACGCGGCCGAGGACGCCGACGCGGCGGACGCGGACGCGCCGCCGGCGCCGCCGGCCGAGGGCGCCGCGGAGGCCGAGGGCGAGGCCGCGCCGCCGGCGCCGCCGGCGGGCGCCGCGGACCCCGCGGCGCUGCCCGUGGAGGCCGACGAGGCGCUGGCGGAGCUGGACAAGGAGGAGGUCAAGUACGCCAUCGCGCUGCUCGAGGAGGAGCGCGACGGCAUGAAGGCGACGGUGAACCUCAAGACGAUCGCCGAGUACCGCGCGAAGCAGGCGGAGUACUUCGCGCGCCUCGACGAGCUCGAGCAGGUCACGGCGGCGCGCAACGCCGCGCGCGAGGCGCUCGAGGCGCUGCGGACGAAGCGCCUCGACGAGUUCAUGGCGGGCUUCGGCGCGAUCACGCUCAAGCUCAAGGAGAUGUACCAGAUGAUCACGCUCGGCGGCGACGCGGAGCUCGAGCUCGUCGACUCCCUCGACCCCUUCUCCGAGGGCAUCGUCUUCUCCGUGCGCCCGCCGAAGAAGUCCUGGAAGAACAUCGCGAACCUCUCGGGCGGCGAGAAGACGCUCUCGAGCCUCGCGCUCGUCUUCGCGCUCCACCACUACAAGCCCACGCCCCUCUACGUCAUGGACGAGAUCGACGCGGCCCUCGACUACAAGAACGUGUCCAUCAUCGCCAACUACAUCAAGGACCGCUGCCGGUCCGCGCAGUUCGUCAUCAUCUCGCUCCGGAACAACAUGUUCGAGCUCGCGGACCGCCUCACGGGCGUCUACAAGACGCACAACGUCACCAAGACCAUCACCAUCAGCCCCGACGCCUUCGCCGCGACGCUCGCCCAGGCCCGGGCGCCCGCGGCGCCCUCGCCGCUCCGCGACGCGACGAACGCCGCGGGGUCGUCGUUGAUGUUCGGCGGCUCCGCCGUCGGCGGCGCCUUGUCGAAGUCGGGCAGCUCCGUGACCUCGUCGGCCGUCGCCGACGCGGCCUCGGCGAGGAGCGCGUCGGCCUUGGCCGUGCCGGGCGUCGACGGGCCGCUCGAUGAGCUCGGCAUGCUGUGA
This is a messenger RNA of Aureococcus anophagefferens, 6697 nucleotides long. RefSeq lists its product as hypothetical. The record is from RefSeq and is a predicted model, not a curated record. Gene Ontology annotation, cellular component: chromosome. Gene Ontology annotation, molecular function: protein binding; flavin adenine dinucleotide binding; ATP binding. The transcript has 5 exons. Lineage: Eukaryota; Pelagophyceae; Pelagomonadales; Pelagomonadaceae. Gene Ontology annotation, biological process: mitotic chromosome condensation; tRNA processing. The coding region runs from base 29 to 6697 and encodes 2222 amino acids.